GUUGCUAGGGUGACAGGGACACAGCAUGGCGGCUGGAUCCUAACGCUAUCCUUGGAGGGACCACCACGGAGAGCCUAGUGAGGGACCCCGCCUCAGGGAAGUGGAAAGCAGGGGGACAACCUUCCUGCCUCUUUCUUUUCCGUCCAGUGUCGGCAAGGGGUUGUCGCCGGCUUCAGCAUCCAAGAUGAAGAACUAUAAAGCAAUUGGCAAAAUAGGAGAGGGAACGUUUUCUGAAGUUAUGAAGAUGCAAAGCCUGAGAGAUGGAAACUACUAUGCAUGUAAACAAAUGAAGCAGCGCUUUGAAAGUAUUGAGCAAGUCAACAACCUACGAGAGAUCCAAGCACUAAGGCGCCUGAAUCCGCACCCAAACAUUCUUAUGUUGCAUGAAGUGGUUUUUGACAGAAAAUCUGGUUCUCUUGCACUAAUAUGUGAACUUAUGGACAUGAAUAUUUAUGAGCUAAUACGAGGGAGAAGAUACCCAUUAUCAGAAAAAAAAAUUAUGCACUAUAUGUACCAGUUAUGUAAGUCCCUGGAUCAUAUUCACAGAAAUGGAAUAUUUCACAGAGAUGUAAAACCAGAAAAUAUACUAAUAAAGCAGGAUGUCCUGAAAUUAGGGGACUUUGGCUCCUGCCGGAGUGUCUAUUCCAAGCAGCCGUACACAGAAUACAUCUCCACCCGCUGGUACCGGGCCCCAGAGUGUCUCCUCACCGACGGGUUCUACACGUACAAGAUGGACCUGUGGAGCGCCGGCUGUGUGUUCUACGAGAUCGCCAGUCUGCAGCCCCUCUUCCCUGGAGUAAAUGAACUGGACCAAAUCUCAAAAAUCCACGAUGUCAUCGGCACACCUGCUCAGAAGACCCUCACCAAGUUCAAACAGUCGAGAGCUAUGAAUUUUGAUUUUCCUUUUAAAAAGGGAUCAGGAAUACCUCUACUGACAACCAAUUUGUCCCCACAAUGCCUCUCCCUCCUGCACGCAAUGGUGGCCUAUGAUCCCGAUGAGAGAAUCGCCGCCCACCAGGCCUUGCAGCACCCCUACUUCCAAGAACAGAGGAAAACAGAGAAGCCGGCUCUGGGCAGCCACAGAAAAGCUGGCUUUCCGGCACACCCUGUGGCACCGGAGCCACUCAGUCACAGCUGCCAGGUUUCCAAGGAGGGCAGAAAGCAGAAACAGUCCCUAAAGCAAGAGGAGGACCAUCCCAAGGGACAAGGACCAGCUUAUGUCAUGGAACUGCCCAAACUAAAGCUUUCGGGAGUGGUCAAACUGUCGUCUUACUCCAGCCCCACGCUGCAGUCCGUGCUUGGAUCUGGAACAAAUGGAAGAGUGCCGGUGCUGAGACCCUUGAAGUGCAUCCCUGCGAGCAAGAAGACAGAUCCGCGGAAGGACCUUAAGCCUGCCCCGCAGCAGUGUCGCCUGCCCACCAUAGUGGGGAAAGGCGGAAGAUACUGAGCAGCACGGUCGUCUCGACUUCCGGAGAACCCAGAACGGAAGCAAGGAUGAGGCCUCAGCCAUCCUCCUCCCCAUUCAAACACGUUCAUCCCUCAACCCUCUGCUGAGCACCUGCGUGCUGCCCGGCCACAACGUCACCCUUCUUGUGUGAGCCUACCCUCAUCCACCCACCUCACCCUCCUGACCUUAAAGAAGACACCGCGCAGAAGCACAGGGGAGCCCAGCCACACCCCACACUGGCGGGGGCGGGCCUUGUGGGGAGAAGCAGUAAGCAGCCAUCUCCGUCAGCCAUCUCCAUCCGGCACUCAGAUGUGCACGCCUUAGUGUGACAGGCGGCAGCAGUGCGACCGUGACCUCCCGUCUCCUGCUCUGCUGUCCCCACACCUGCGGUGCAGGCGGCCUGCCAUGAGGCAGCUAGAGUCCAGCUAGACCCACCCCUGGCACGGCCGACCUCUUCCUGGCUUCUUCUGGGCCUAAUCCCCGUGCAUUCUCCAACGCCAGAAGUGUAAGUGCAAGGCAACAAGUGAGAAGAGCAAACCCAAACUGUACCAGGGAAGCUAGUCUUUCCAGGGCACCUGAGUGAGGGCAUGACCAGCCUUGACACUGCCUUGCUGCCAUCUGCCCAGGGCCUGCUGAAUGCUUGAGUCCAUGGUGACAGUGGUGGGGACAGUUACGAGGCAGUUAGAUUUUGGAAGUCAUGUUGGCCCACUUGGCUAUGGAGCAGUCUUGGGAACAGCGCCAUAAAAAUCAAGAUUUAUUCCUGGCAUAGAUGCAUCUAGAGUAAACUGGGGCGUAUCUGACAGGGUUAGUGCAGUGAUGGCCAAAUGCAAACUGCAUUCCAGAACCAGCGAAGGGUGACAGACUGGGCUGAGGCAGAGCUAGGACUAACCGUCUCAAGUGAUGCCAUCUCAGGGCCAGCAAAAGUUUUGGACACAGCUGGGUCAUCUGACCAAACUGCUCAAAUCUUUACAUAAUUAUUGUCCUGGUAUUAAAUUUCCACCUGCCACUUCCCAC
Messenger RNA from Symphalangus syndactylus (siamang), 2461 nucleotides. It is a transcript of the gene MOK, whose product is annotated as MOK protein kinase. Gene Ontology annotation, biological process: protein phosphorylation. The record is from RefSeq and is a predicted model, not a curated record. Lineage: Eukaryota; Metazoa; Chordata; Mammalia; Primates; Hylobatidae. Gene Ontology annotation, molecular function: protein kinase activity; ATP binding.